Fonsecaea multimorphosa CBS 102226 is the source of this 492-nucleotide messenger RNA. RefSeq lists its product as uncharacterized. The record is from RefSeq and is a predicted model, not a curated record. The coding region runs from base 1 to 492 and encodes 163 amino acids. NCBI's taxonomy places the organism in Eukaryota, Fungi, Ascomycota, Eurotiomycetes, Chaetothyriales, Herpotrichiellaceae. The transcript has a single exon.
AUGAACGGCGCAUCCGUCAAAGAACAGCCUUCGGUCAGAGACACUCGUUCAGCCUGGAGAUUGCUUCAAGAGAAUCCUUCAUUCCUGUACACCAUGAUCCUCUGCAAUCCAGUGCUGGUCCUCCACUCCAUCAACGGGCUCCUCAGUUUUCUGUAUCCGGCCGCGGCUCAUGACUCGAUCUUUGACACCUUAAUCCAACCUCAUGUUGACGCCCAUGCUCAAGACGGCCUUUGUCACCUCUUCACCCUGUUCAUGGUUGCUUUGCAAUCAGCCCUCUACUCUUCGCAGGCGGCCAGAAUCCCAACGCCAUCCCCUUUGGACGGAGAUACGGACGAGAGAGCAGUCGACAAUGAAGGCAUGAGCACAGAGAAAAUAGCAGGGGAGUCCUUAGGAUAUCCAGUCGGUUACUGGAAGAUCAUCGGUCAGGCAAAAGAAGCGGUGGAAGGAAACAGAUCGGAUCGAGAAAUCAAGAUGGGGAUAUCAUAUUUGUGA